This is a messenger RNA of Durio zibethinus, 2267 nucleotides long. RefSeq lists its product as uncharacterized. The record is from RefSeq and is a predicted model, not a curated record. NCBI's taxonomy places the organism in Eukaryota, Viridiplantae, Streptophyta, Magnoliopsida, Malvales, Malvaceae. Gene Ontology annotation, molecular function: ATP binding; protein binding; ATP hydrolysis activity.
GCAGCCCACAGUAGAGGGAAAAAAAGAGCUGCCAAUUCCCAAACCCCAAACCGCGUAAAAUCGGGAAAAUGAAAGAGAAUAUAUAGGAAAGAGAAGAACUGAAAGACAACAGUUUGAGAUUCAGACGCGAGCGUCGGAAGCGGGGAAUUUAUUUUCUCAUUUCCUCUCCAUUUUGUUCUUUCUUUCGUCUUUCACUUGACUUCCACAGAGAGAGAAAAAGAAGGAAAGAACACGUUCAACGUUUUUCUAAAGGAUGCAGGGGCGUCAGGAUCAACGGUCGAGAUCUGCCAAGCCCACCACCAUUCAUGGGUUUGCUCAAUCUGGGGAUCUUGUUGGCCUCCAGAAGCUGCUCAAGGACAAGCAUUUUCUUCUCAACGAGAGAAACCCUGUUAUGGCACAGACACCAUUACAUAUUUCUGCUGGAUAUGAUAGAGCUGAGAUAAUUAAAUUUUUGCUUGACUGGCAAGGACCAGAAAAAGCUGAGCUGGAGGCCAAGAAUAUGUAUGGAGAAACUCCAUUGCAUAUGGCAGCCAAGAAUGGAUGUAAUGAUGCUGUGCGGUUGCUUCUUGCUCGUGGUGCUUUCAUUGAAGCUAAGGCUAAUAAUGGAAUGACACCAUUACACCUUGCUGUUUGGGACUCGAUUCGAUCUGACAACCAUGCAACUGUCAAGACACUACUUGAGUACAAUGCUGAUUGCAGUGCUGAGGACAAUGAGGGUAUGACUCCUAUAAAACAUCUUUCAAAAGGCCCCGGAAGUGAGAAGUUAAGUGAACUAAUCCACUGGCACCUUGAAGAGCAGCAAAAGAGAAGAGCACUUGAAGCAUGUGGUGAAACAAAGGCUAAGAUGGAUGAACUUGAAAAGGAACUGUUGAAUAUUGUGGGCUUGCAUGAGCUCAAAGUACAACUCCGGAAAUGGGCAAAGGGGAUGCUCUUGGAUGAAAGACGCAGGGCACUUGGGUUGAAAGUUGCUGCCAGAAGACCUCCUCAUAUGGCAUUCCUUGGCAAUCCUGGAACAGGUAAGACCAUGGUAGCUCGGAUUCUUGGGAAAUUACUUCAUAUGGUGGGAAUUCUACCUAUUGACAAGGUAACAGAAGUCCAACGGACAGAUUUGGUUGGUGAAUUUGUUGGACACACUGGGCCAAAGACAAGGAGAAAGAUCCAACAAGCAGAGGGAGGAAUUCUUUUUGUUGAUGAAGCAUAUCGUUUGAUACCCAUGCAAAAAGCAGAUGAUAAGGACUAUGGAUUGGAGGCCUUAGAAGAGAUCAUGUCGGUAAUGGACAGUGGAAAAAUUGUAGUCAUAUUUGCAGGGUAUAGUGAACCAAUGAAGCGUGUAAUUGCUUCUAAUGAAGGGUUCUGCAGAAGAGUUACAAAAUUUUUUCAUUUUAGUGAUUUCAACUCCGACGAACUAGCCAAGAUCCUCCAUAUCAAGAUGAAUAAUCAAACAGAAGAGAGUUUGUUAUAUGGAUUUAAGUUGCAUGGUACUUGCAGUGCGGAUGCAAUAGCAAGACUAAUAGAAACAGAAACAUCAGAAAAGCAGCGUAAGGAGAUGAAUGGAGGUUUAGUUGAUCCAUUGCUAGUUAAUGCUAGGGAGAACCUAGAUCUUAGACUCAAUUUUGACUGUAUAGAUGCAGAUGAACUGCGUACCAUAACCUUAGCAGACCUUGAAGCUGGCAUUCGUCUUUUAUCGCAAUCACUAAUGGUUUCAGUCAAAGCUUAGAAGCAUGAAUAUAUUCUCUAUCAUUCUCAAGUGACGUGGAUGGGAUCUCAUCGAAUCAAACUAAAAGGCUUCAUUCAUGAUAUUCCUCCAAGGAUCUUUGUCAAUUUGUUGCAAGUGCUGCUGAAAACUCGGAAGAUGGUGAGUGGGCUACAUAUAUCAGGGAGCUUAUUCUUGUAGAACUUUCAUUUGGCUUGCUACUUCAUUCCCCUAAAGGGCAUUCUUUUUUGUAUCAUGUUAUAGGAGUGUUCAUUUGUUUUGCAGGGCAGCAAUAAAUUUCUUUUCCAGCAUCUCUGGAAGGAUGCUUGGGUUUUGUUUUGCACAAAAUUUCUAUUCAUGUUUUCUUAUAUACCUUGAACCUAAACAAAUAGUGAUCCAUGUCUGCAUUAUUUCAUCUUGGCCUUGGGCGUGGACUUGUGAUAUCCUUGUUGUAAUUAUUGCUAAUCACAUCAGAAAAAUGAUUAAGAACUUGAAAGAUAAAUUGUGAAUAAUUGCAGCAUUGUCGUUUACCCAUUAGAUUCAUGGAUUUGUUUUUGAGUUGGCAACUUAAUCA